Molecule: messenger RNA, 1455 nt
Organism: Thlaspi arvense
Lineage: Eukaryota; Viridiplantae; Streptophyta; Magnoliopsida; Brassicales; Brassicaceae
Source: the annotation of a GenBank genome assembly
CCGGACGUCAAACUGACGCAGAGAGAGAGACCUUUAUAAAAAAAAAAAAAAGUUCUCGCAUUCGGCUCAGACUAACUUGCUUUUCCCUCCUCUUCUGCUUACCGGAAAAGGCUAUCUCGAACGAAUCUUCUUCUCUAGAUAUCCGACCUCGGCUCGUGCUAAUGGCUACCUUCGGUGCGGCGGCUAACGCGACCACUAACCCUAAUAAAUCGUAUGAGGUUAUUCCAUCACCCGCAGAUUCUAUUUCGAGCUUAAAUUUUAGUCCAAGAGCCGACAUACUUGUGGCCACUUCAUGGGACAAUCAGGUGAGCUGUUGGGAAAUAUCUCGCAGUGGAACCUCUCUAGCCAGUGCUCCAAAAGCGCAAAUAUCGCAUGAUCAGCCGGUCUUAUGUUCUGCUUGGAAAGAUGAUGGAACCGCAGUCUUUUCUGGAGGUUGUGAUAAGCAAGCAAAAAUGUGGCCCUUGUUGUCAGGUGGUCAAGCUGUAACUGUUGCUAUGCACGAUGCUCCUAUUAUAGACAUGGCCUGGAUCCCAGGAAUGAAUCUCCUCGUAACUGGAAGCUGGGAUAAAACAUUGAAGUAUUGGGACACAAGACAGCAGGCUCCGGCGCAUACCCAACAGCUUCCAGAUAAAUGCUAUGCAUUGUCUGUGAAAAAUACUCUGAUGGUUGUCGGGACUGCAGAUAGAAAUCUGAUAGUCUACAACUUGGGAAAUCCUCAGACCGAGUUCAAGAGAAUCCCAUCCCCACUCAAGUACCAGACGAGGUGUGUUACUGCCUUCCCUGAUCAGCAAGGUUUUUUGGUUGGUUCAAUUGAGGGGCGGGUAGGUGUCCAUCAUUUGGAAGAUUCUCUGCAGAGCAGAAACUUCACAUUCAAAUGCCACAGAGAUGGCAACGAUAUAUACUCUGUCAACUCUCUGAACUUCCACCCGGUACAUGGCACUUUUGCCACUGCUGGCUCCGAUGGUGCUUUCAAUUUCUGGGACAAGGAUAGUAAACAAAGACUCAAGGCCAUGGCAAGGUGCAGUCAGCCAAUUACAUGCAGUUCGUUUAAUCACGAUGGGUCGAUAUAUGCAUAUGCGUCGUGCUAUGACUGGAGCAAAGGUGCAGAGAAUCACAACCCGGCAACUGCGAAAAGCACCAUUUUCUUGCAUCUCCCACAGGAAGCCGAGGUUAAGGCGAAGCAAAGAGUAACAGCCGGCAGAAAAUGAAAAUGAAGAUUUGCCAAUUGCUUUAGUGAUGAUGUGUUUAGGGUCUUGUUUUUCCAUUUAGAGAGUCUUUUUCCCCCCUAGUAAAUCCUCCGUCUGUCUCGGAUGAUGUUUCUCCUAUCAUUUUCUCUACAACAUAAUGAAUUCGUUUUACAACAUUUUAAUAUAAAAUUUUGAUUUUACAACAAUAUUAUCAUGCACAUUUUGCAUAGGAAAAUACAAAACGUUUUCUCUUGUGAAAGAAGCGGAG